GUCGGAGGAGGCCCGGCAGGAGCCGAGACCAGGUUCCGGUGACCGGGGCUGGAGCCGGGGUGAUCUUUUGGGGUGUGUCUCUCCCGCUUGUGAUGAAAGUGCAGGGAAAACACCUUUUGUGAUGCGCUCUGGCAUGGACGCGUUUAAGGCUCCGCGUUUAAGGCUCCGUCUUAGAAAAGUUGAGGGGAGGUGGGUGGUUGCAGCUCCUAAUGGGCAGCGAGGGCUGCACAGACAUAGAAGAGGGUCCUGGGCACCUGAACCUGGUGCCCGGCCUCGAGCCAGGAUUGGGGGCAGGUCGGCUGUACUUCUGAGGAGUCCUGAGGCUGUAGCUGGCGGGGUGAUCCCUCAGAGGACUGGGCCCUCUGGAUCCUGAGCGUGAGAGCAUGAUGUUUCAAGACGUGGCCGUGUACUUCUCCCGGGAGGAGUGGGGCCUCCUGGAUCAGUCCGAGAGACACCUGUACCUCGAUGUGAUGCUGGACAACUUUGAACUCGUGUCUUCACUGGGUUGCUGCUGUGGAGCAGAGGCUGUGGAGACUCCCUUUGAGCAGAGUGUGUCUGUAGGCGAGUCCCAGCCCAGCGCUCCCAAGGCAGCUCUGUCUCAGAAGACCCACCCCUGUGAGCUGUGCGCUCCGGUCUUGAGAGACAUUUUCCUCGUGACUGAGCCCCUGGGAACACAGCACGGGCGGCUCCUGUUGAGGUGUGGGGCGUGUGCCAAGCAGUUUUCUUUCGGCGUGAACGUGAAUCAUGACCAGGAGCAGCACAAGGAGGAGAAAGCCCGCAGGAGCAGCGUGGACUGGUCCUCGUUUGUGAAGAGCUGCAGAUUCCACGUGUCAGAGCACCCCUCUGCCUGUGGGGAGGUUGGGAGAGACGUCCUGGCCGUCGUGGGACGUCUGCAGCCACCGGUCACUCUUCCUGGGGAGGAGCCAGGCACAGCCACCCAGAGUGGCGCAGCGGCACAGAGCAGUAAAAGCCGUCACCCCCGGGGAGCUCGCACCAAAGCCCGCAGCCCCAAGCACACUCUUGUUCAGGCCCAGGGCGUCCACGCAGGAAGACAGAGUUUCGUGUGCAGUGAAUGUGGGAAAACAUUCAGGUACAAAUCCUCCUUUGUCGCGCACCAGAGAGUGCACGCUGGAGGGAGAAUCAGCGUCUUUGGUGAACACAGUGAAUCCUUGAGUCAAAGCCUAGCCCUCAGUCAACAUGUUGGGGCUCAUGCGGGGGAAAGGCAGCCCAAGUGCAGCAAGUGUGGGGGACCCUUGAGCCAGCGGUCUCGACUCUCCUGUCCUCAGCCGUGGCCCGGCGGCCAGAGCAGCUCUGUGUGCGGUGGGUGUGCGGUGCCCUUCACGCACGGCGCAGCGCUCAUCCCACACAGGAGGGCGCGGGCUCGAGACAGGCCUUACAACUGUGACUGCGGGAAGGCCUUCACCUCCAUCUACAGCCUCAGCUGCCACCAGCGCGUGCACACGGGGGAGCGGCCCUACGAGUGCCUCGAGUGCGGGAAGUCCUUUACCUUCAGCUCCAACCUCCGCUACCACCAGAAAGUGCACCGAGGGGAGCGGCCGCACGCGUGCAGGGAGUGCGGGAAGGCUUUCAUCACGCGCGCGGCGCUCUGUUACCACCAGCGGCUGCACACGGGGGAGAGGCCGUACGCGUGCGGCGAGUGCGGGAAGUCCUUCAACAAGAGGUCGACGCUCAUCCAGCACCUGAGGGUUCACACGGGAGAGAAGCCGUACGUGUGCAGCGAGUGCGGGAAGUCCUUCACCUCCAGCUCCAGCCUGCGCUACCACCAGCGCGCGCACACGGGGGAGAGGCCGUACGCGUGCACCGCGUGCGGGAAGGCCUUCACCUCCAGCUCCGGCCUCCGCUACCACUACCGGGCUCACACGGGGGAGCGGCCCUACGAGUGCAGCGAGUGCGGGAAGUCUUUCUCCUCCAAUUCCAGCCUCCGUCUGCAUCGGAGAGUUCACAAGGGGGAGCGGCCCUACGAGUGCAGCGAGUGCGGGAAGGCCUUCACCUCUAACUUCCAGCUCCUGGGGCACCGGCGCGCGCACACGGGGGAGAGGCCGUACGCGUGCACGGCGUGCGGGAAGGCCUUCACCUCCAGCUCCGGCCUCCGCUACCACUACGGCGCGCACACGGGGGAGCGGCCUUGCGAGUGCAGCGAGUGCGGGAAGUCUUUCUCCUCCCGCUCCAACCUCAGUGUCCACCGGAGAGUUCACCGCGGACACAGGCCGCACGAGGGCCGGGAGUGCGGGCAGUCUUUCACCUCUUGCUCCCACCUUCUCGGUCACCAGCGAGUUCACACAGGGGCGCGGCCUUACGCAUGUAGUGAGUGUGGGAAGUCUUUUACCUCGAGCUCCUCUCUGCGCUGUCACCAGAGGGUUCACUCAGGAGAAAGGCCUUACACGUGCACGGAGUGUGGGAAAUCUUUUCCCUCCCGCUCACAGCUCCUUGGCCAUCACAGGGCGCACACAGGAGAGAGGCCUUGUGUGCGGUGAGUGUGGGAAGACUUUUCUCACUCGCUCCAAACUCUGUUGCCAUCAGAGGGCCCCCGCCAGAGAAAGGCUGUAAGAGCGCUGUGCUUUGCGGAAGCUUUAGGGCAACAUCUGCGAUCACCCUCACAGUUCAGCCUGGAGAAGAGGUUUAGGUUUUAGCAAAUGUGCAGUUUCCUGUUGGAGCAUAACGUGGCAGUGAAGAAAACGUGGAGAUCCACCCGUCUGAAUCGAGCCUCACGCAUCUGAGCGAUCACUGAGGUGUUUCCCCGCGAGUUUCAGUUACUUGGGAGGCUCGUGAGGUUGUGUUGCAUUUUCUCGCCUGCCCGGGGCCCUUGUUAGGUUUCCGUCGAUGCGGCUUCCGGUGUCGAGGUCGUUCCCCUCUGCCGCCUGACAGGCCUCUCCGUGUGAACCAGUCACACACACACGCACAACCCCCUCGUUCUCAGGGAAGCCGACUGUUCUUUUUGUGUGAGAGUAAGUUAGUCACCCGCCCCCUCAGCAGGUCUGCUUUCCCUCAGCUUCCUUGGACUUGAACCUGAAUUGGCGUGACCCCCAAGCCAUGUCUUGCGAGUUUGGUCAGCAGGUUUGCCACAAGGCCUGCGGGUUUCAGAUUUGUGUUGAUUUCUCGUGCUCCGUGUGACGCAUCUGUCCGGCUUCCACAUUGCCGAUGGCCGCCUGCUGCCGUGAUGGGACCAGGAUGGAGGUCUUCACUCUCUCCUGGUGUGAGGGGAGAACAGCCUGCUGUGUUUCUCAACCGCUCUCUGAGCCUGAGAGCAGACGGCAGGGUGGCGGAAAGGAACCAGCUGGUUUUCAGCAAAUUGCAUCACUGCCCACACGGCCCCCUCGGAGAGACAGCGGGGCAGUGAAGCCUGGACAUCGUGUGCUUUGUGAGUCGCAGGCGUGACCCCUGGAGCGGGCAGAUGUCAGAACCUCAGGUGCCACCGAGGGCAGCGUCGCUUUCUCCCGUGUUGAGGUGACAGCGCCUCGCACUCCCUCCCGGCUCUGUAUUGGGGGUGUCGCCGCUGGGUGUGGAAAGAGCCACGUGGCCUCAUGUCCCGGGCUUACUGGCGUGGGGUCAGUGGUGGACGACCAUCGGGUCCAGGGCGCCAGCUGGUACAGGAAGGAGCCUGGCGGGGAGGGGAGGAGGCUGCAGCCAGCUGGGCGGGAUGUGCUGCGCGGACAGGUGUGCCCAGAGGUGGCCCUGAUGGGGCUGCAGGCCUGCCUGGGUACGGGUCUUGGUACCUCCAGGCAACUUUAUCUCGUGUAGCUGUAGUCGCUGGCAGAGAAAGGACUGCACGUUUGUGGGAAUUCCUGGAGCCUCCCGCAGUGCCUUGGUGGCCAUCACUGGGCAGGCAGGAAGGGGCCACUCACACAGUGGGGGGUGUGAUCUCAUGGCCUGACAGCGUGCCCCGUGGCCUGGAAAUGCCCCUGGUGCCUGUGUUGCUGCCACUGAGGGAAGGCCGGCCCCAGAGGGCCCGCGGGAGGUGGGUGUAGCUCCAGUGCGCUGGUGCCCAAGGCGCUUUCCCAAACCUGGGGCGCUCGGAUUUGUUUUAUUAUCACGAGUCAGUUUUUGAAGGUUUAUUAGGGCAUAAUUUACAUGCACUAGACUCUGCAUGUCUGAACUCUCUAACUGGAUGAGUUUUGAGAUCAUCAGGGUCCUGACCGUGACGUGUCUGCCCCGGGCAUGGCCGGCCUCUCUCCCUGCUCUUUCCACCUCUCCACAUGCUGUUGGCUUUCCUUCUCUCGAGUAAGAUGCCGUUGCUCUUGAGUUUGUGUUGUCGAAAUUGUAAACCUAUUUUUGUAAUCCUUUAUCACAAUUACUUAGAAUUUAUCAGUGAUGGUGUAUGACUUUAUUGGCUGAGGAAUUUUCCUUGUGUGUAACACUUAUUUUCUGUUCAUGGGCAUUUAGAGUAUUUCUGGAUUUUCACUACUGAAAAUAAAGGCGUAGCCAACCUUUGUGCCUGUUUGCUUGGACACACGCUUACCUUUUCCUGGAGUCCGCAUCGCGGGGCAGGUGAAACGUACUCUUGAAGCGAACAGAACAAACCGUGGUCUGAAAUGAUUGCACCUUUUUGCAUCUUACCCGGGUGUGAGUUCCUUUUCUGUGGCUUUCUACCAACACUUGGUAGCUUCAUUUGUCAUUUUCUUUUCUUUUUUUUUAAGAUUUAUUUUUAUUUAUUUAUACAAGCACUGGGUACAGUCAGAAGCGCGGGAGGGUGAGAGGAUUCACCAGAGCCAGAGCGGGGAACAGAACAGGCAGACUGACGAAAUACACUGCUGAGGGGAGCAGCGGGCGGCAGGAGAGGUCUGCGCGCCAAGUCAUUUUAUUUUCUUAAGGAUUUGUGAUUUUGAGCAUUUUUCAUGCCUUUGUCACCUUCAUGUCUGUCUUACGGUUUCUGUAUUUGUCAUUUGCACAUUUGGUCCAUUUGAAGGCCUUUUCCCUCGUAGACAGAUUGGAACCUGGGGACAGUGGCAUGCUGGGACUGUACUCGUCAAGGGAGCGAUGCUUUGCAGUGGGAAUACUUGUGUUUAAGAACGAGAAUGAUAUUCACUUGCUUUCUAGCCUUUUGCGUCAGCCGUGAUGUGCAGGUCCCUCGCUACGUUGCCUCCUCUGUCCUCAGCCAGGCAUCGGGUCACGUGCAGUAUGCCACGUUUCCAUCAGUGUUGGCCAGGUGUGCAAGGUGCUCCACACACCCCUUUCGCUGCUGAUACCCUGAUGGUAGUGCCCUGUGUUUGAUGCUGUUUAUCAUGGCUCCUGUGCGUGCACCCUUCCCCGUGUGCUCAGCUCAUCUUCACGGUGUGUUGUGUGUCAUGGCCCCUAAAUGUGCCAGGUCCUUGUUAAGCUAUUGACCUGGAGGCCGCUAUGAAAGUGUUGAAAGACUGCAUGGGGAGGUUAGUGACAGCUGCCACCUGGCAGUCAGCACGUCUCUCCUCCACAGCUCUGUCUUGAGGAGCAAGAACAGGGAACAGAAACUGCUCAAAGUUCUGCCUCCUUGAAAGCACUGAGAUGUAACAAUUUGCGAAGGGCCUGUGUCAGGUAUGUAGAAACUCGCAGUGAGCCGGCCUCAGGGUGACAUGGAAGCUCUUGACCAAUACAGAAAGUUUGUUGUGUUGAAAGAAGAGGCUUUUCCUGACACAGGUUGGAUGCGCUGCUAGAUCUGGUUUAGACGAUCACAGCGUGGAAGUGAGCAGUGGCUCAGCCGGCGCAGGCGUGAGGGCAGCUGGAAGUGUUUGGAAGCUCUGGGUAAGCCCUUCCUCUUCUGUGAACACACAGCCCUGGACACUAGGGCCACACAGGUGGCCCCCCCAGCUCCGCUCGUAUCCCAGGUGUGUAGUGGUGCUUGGUACCCUCUAGGUGUAUAUAAAUACACGCUGAGAAAAUCGCCUAAUAACCACUCCGCAUCCCCAUCACGAAGCAACAAUACAUCUAGCUCUGGUUUGUCGUGUUUGAUGGUGUCCAUGGGGUAACUUCUUU
This is a messenger RNA of Talpa occidentalis (Iberian mole), 5967 nucleotides long. RefSeq names its product zinc finger protein 883-like. Gene Ontology annotation, molecular function: DNA-binding transcription repressor activity, RNA polymerase II-specific. Gene Ontology annotation, biological process: negative regulation of transcription by RNA polymerase II. The transcript has 3 exons. The record is from RefSeq and is a predicted model, not a curated record. NCBI's taxonomy places the organism in Eukaryota, Metazoa, Chordata, Mammalia, Eulipotyphla, Talpidae. Bases 384 to 2495 code for a protein of 703 amino acids.